Myripristis murdjan (pinecone soldierfish) is the source of this 1763-nucleotide messenger RNA. RefSeq names its product solute carrier family 13 member 2-like. Gene Ontology annotation, biological process: fumarate transport; cellular response to lithium ion; alpha-ketoglutarate transport. Gene Ontology annotation, molecular function: alpha-ketoglutarate transmembrane transporter activity; sodium:dicarboxylate symporter activity; fumarate transmembrane transporter activity. The coding region runs from base 48 to 1763 and encodes 571 amino acids. The record is from RefSeq and is a predicted model, not a curated record. Gene Ontology annotation, cellular component: plasma membrane. The transcript is spliced from 12 exons. NCBI's taxonomy places the organism in Eukaryota, Metazoa, Chordata, Actinopteri, Holocentriformes, Holocentridae.
UCUGUCUCCCUCUCCAAUAAUUUGGAUGUCCAUAGCACAAGUGGAUCAUGGCUGGCUGCCUUGCGUGUUUGUGGAGGAACAGGAAUUAUGUGGUGAUAGUAGUGACACCCCUCAUGCUCCUGCCUCUGCCACUGACCAUCCCAGGCUCGGAGGCAGAGUGUGCCUAUGUGAUCCUCCUGAUGGCUGUAUACUGGUGUACAGAGUGUAUCCCUCUGGCUGUGACCGCCCUGCUCCCCAUCAUUUUCUUCCCCAUGAUGGGCAUCAUGGAAUCAACUGAGGUGUGUGCUCAGUACCUGCCAGACUCCAACAUGCUCUUCAUCGGUGGGCUGCUGAUGGCGAUCGCAGUGGAGCACUGGAGCUUGCACAAGAGGAUUGCCCUUGGCGUUAUGCUGCUUGUAGGCGUGAAGCCAUCUCUCCUGAUGCUGGGAUUCAUGGCCAUCACAGGCUUCCUGUCCAUGUGGAUCAGUAACACAGCGUGCACAGCCAUGAUGGUGCCCAUUGUUCAUGCCUUGGUCAAGCAGCUGUCCGACACAGAGGCCAAGGCAGAGGACGGGGAUUCGGACCUGAUCGGCCAGCUGAACCAGGCCUUCGAGCCGACUGACACCGACAAGAACAUGAGAGACAGCAGCAGCAGCAUGGGUGUGUGUAUGUGUGCGGAGACGAGCAGAAUCAAGAGGGAGCAGAAGUAUGCCAACCUGUCAAAAGGCUUGAGCCUAAGUGUGUGUUAUGCUGCCAGCAUUGGAGGUACCGCCACCCUCACAGGAACCGCACCCAAUGUCAUUCUGAAGGGCCAGAUUGAUGAACUCUUUCCAGAAAACGGAGACAUAAUUAACUUUACUAGUUGGUUUGCCUUCGCUUUUCCCUACACGAUCUUACUGCUUGGCUUUUGCUGGUUGUGGCUGCAUUACCUUUUUUUGGGCUUCAGCUUGAAGAAGUCUUUUGUAAAGAAUGAUGGGGACAGGGAAGCAUACCAGAUAAUGAAAGAUGAGUACAAAAGGUUGGGCAGCAUGAGCUUCGCUGAGGGCUGUGUGCUGGCUGUCUUCACCGUGCUGGUUGUCCUCUGGUUCACCAGGGAGCCUAGCUUCAUUCCUGGUUGGGCAACUGCUUUGAAUAAAGACAAACCGUAUGUCACUGAUGGCACAGUGGCCAUAUUGUUAUCAGUGCUCCUCUUCUGCAUCCCAUCCAGAAUACCCAGGUGUAGAGGGACAUCUGAGGAUGGACAACCCCUCAGUGCCCCCCCAGCGCUGCUCAACUGGCCAACAGUCCAUGAAAAGAUGCCUUGGAACAUGAUUUUGCUUUUGGGGGGAGGCUUUGCAAUGGCUAAAGGAAGUGAGGCAUCUGGACUCUCCAAAUGGCUGGGCGAUGCUCUGUCACCCCUGCAGAACAUCCCUCCCUUUGCCACCUGCAUCCUGCUGAGUCUGCUGGUGGUCAUUUUCACCGAAUGUUUAAGCAACAUCGCCACCACAACUCUCUUCCUGCCUAUACUGGCCUCUAUGGCCACCGCCAUCAACCUCCAUCCGCUGUACGUCAUGUUGCCUUGUACCUUCUGCGCCUCCCUGGGCUUCAUGCUGCCUGUGGCCACUCCGCCCAAUGCUAUUGUUUUCUCCUAUGGCAACAUCACCCUCAUGGAAAUGGCCAAGGCUGGGAGCGUUCUGAACAUUAUGGGAGUCAUAAUUAUCAACAUUGCCGUAAACACUUGGGGUGUGGCCCUUUUCCAGCUCAAUACCUUUCCCAGUUGGGCCAAUACCACCAAGGCCCCUUGA